Messenger RNA from Vitrella brassicaformis, 1413 nucleotides. The record is from the annotation of a GenBank genome assembly. Lineage: Eukaryota; Vitrellaceae.
AUGGCCAUUACACACAGACAGACACACACAGUAGGAACGCAAGCCAAGCUCGCAGACGACCUCCUCGAAACCACUCAAGCCGCCAGGGGAGAAACUUAUCUAGGCUCUCGCGUAAAGGGUAGGUGGCCGCGUAAAGGUGACGAGCACAGAUCGACCGCUCACCCAUCUCCACAGCACAGCACUCUCUCAGAUCAGUCACACGCACACAUCAAAGGAAAGGCCAGACUGACUGACCGGUGCUGUUGUGUUGUGUGUGUAGGUUUGCUGCCUCUUCGGAGGUCUCUGACGAACACAUUUCGCACUCGCCAGCGCCGACCUGGGUCUGGUGCCUGUCGAGCUACCGAUGAAGGCCACUCGCACACACACACAAGGUCAGACAAGCCACACUGACGACGCCAUGCGACUGAACAAACAUGUCACCAUUUUGCCAUUUUUGACCGUGGCUCUGUCUUGCAGGGCAUGGUUGAUGGCCUUCCUGUGCUCAUACACUGAUAAUAGAGGUACGCCUGGGUGGCUGGCUGGGUGGCUGGGUGGCUGGGUGGCUGGGUGGCUGGGUGGCUGGUUGGCUGGUUGGAUGGAUGGAUGGAUGGAUGUUGUGCGGGCGUGUCUGCCAGGUUGAAGCAAAAAACGCGCGCGAAGCGCGCCAAGGGGGGUCCGGGGGGCGAAGCCCCUCCGAGUUCCGCCUCAAGAAGGCAAGAUGGCAGUCAAAAAACAGAUGCCUUUUGGUGUCUGCUGCUGAUGGCCAUCGGUGGUUGUCGGCAUCUGGUGACUGACUCGUGGUGAUUAAUCAAUUGAUGGCGUCUUGGCUGCCGUGGAGGUGUUCACCCAACAUCAUGCGUGUGUUCGGCGUUAGUUGUCUUGUCCUGCUGCUUCAGCUUGGACCUCACCCCGCGCUUUGUUCGCCCUCCCUCCCCUCGUUUGUCCACCCGGCGCGCGUGCACGCUCUUCGUAGCCUGACGGGACGACCCUGUGCCACAGAUGGCUGUGAGCACAGGACGCGGCUUGAGGCGACUCAGGCGCAUCGGCUGGUGCGCUUCUUGCGGGGAAUCGAGCUGCCAGCAUUUGGCGACACCCUCCGGCUGCGAGAGUUUAAGUAUGCCGCGAAUCAGCGGCGGCCGUGUGUGACACUAUGUAUGUGUGUGUGUGUGUGCAGGCCUCACGUUCAGCGGGGAUGUGCGCGAGAGCAUCAAGGCGCUUGCAGAGGUCUAUGCAUCUCGGCCCUUCAGUCACAUCGAGGUCUCUGCCAAGGCACUUGAGCGGAUCUGGCAGCAGUGCUGCAAUGAUGGAAGGUUCGAAGCCAAGCACCGACCGACGAACGCAUGCUCACCCUGCGGGUGCGUGUGUGUGUGCGUGUGGACUUUGCAGGGACUUCGCACAGUUCUACAUCGACAUGUGGAGUGAGAUUGACAAUGG